AUGCCUUUGAAAGGUGCUAAAGGGGGCACAAAGGAUUCAAUUCACUUUGUCAAUGCCCGCCCAACCUCGGAAAAUGAGAAGCUGAGGAUACAGCGCCUGGUGAGGGCGCAUGUGGGAAAAUGGAUUUCCGACCAGACCAAGGACCGUUCGGCGGCAACAGAUUCUUCGGACUCGAACCCGAAUCGCGAGAAACCCAGUGAUCCAGCGUCGCAGAUCGUCGAAAUAGAUACUGACGAAACAUUAUUCCCUUCAUCCUCGUCGCCGUCUGUCGGGUCUUCACGCGAGUCACCCGAGUCUACCAUCUCUCGCAGCCUGUCCCUCUCCAUCCGUUCCGCUUCUCAUGUCCCCCUCCCAGCGGUAGCCUCCUCUCACAACCAAGAACCGGCGCAAGACGACACUGAAAGUCAUUGCGAUUACAAUCCGUGUCGAUUGGUGGUGGAUGCUGUGAAUCAGGAAAGUACUUGUUCUCCGGCCCAAGAAAAUAUCCCUUUUGCUGGGUCCAUCAAGGCCAUGGGCGGUGACGUCUUCGAUCCUUUUCACACCUACCCGUCGCAUUAUACUCCCGAAGCCAUUAAUGCUUGUGAAAGAUACUGCAUAGACGUUCUCUGGCCCAACCUGACUCCCCCAACUCCCGGAGAACGCGGCAUUUCCGCCAUUAAAAGCUGGCUUCCUCUUUCAUUGUCCGAUCCGAUUUUGUUUACUGCCUUUUUGUUUGGUUCACUAUCACACCGGCGUUGUCAAUGGAUCAACGGCCACAUUCCGGACGGGGCAUUUCGGCCUCGCGAUCAGCGACUCCUGCAGCAGUGUGAAUAUGAAACCAUCAGCCUGGUCAACAAGGCUUUUAGUGAUCCUGAUCGCAAUCGAAUUCUUGGCGAUUCUAUCAUACUGAGUGUCAUAUGCAUGGCUCACAAUAUCGCCGAUGACAACGAUCGCCGAAGGAAUCGAAACAUCCCAUUCACACCCCCCUUAACGCGGCUACAAUGGCUCGACGUCUAUGCAAGCUUGCCACCAAACCUUGUCCACUUGCGGGGCUUGAUCGAGCUGAUCAACUUACGGGGUGGCUUGAAAAAUAUCACGCUGCCGGGGGUAGCCACUACCGUAUCCUUCUCCGCGAUUCUGACUGCAAGCUAUCUGCUUUCGAAGCCUUUAUUUGAAUACAUACCGCUCCAUGCGCCACGACAAGGCCUCAAUUUGCAAGAGCUACUAGGAUAUACCUCUCUUGACGUGCAGCUCGGAUUUGGCCGGUUGCGUCAGAUCGGCUUUACCCCGGAGAUGGCGGAUGUCUUUCAAGCUCUACGGGUCUACACGAACAUCGUCAUCGAACACAUGAAGGAGUCCCAGCCAAACCCGGAUCUUUCUCUUAUCUGUGACCAGCGCAAUCUGGUUCAGUACCACCUCCUCAGUCUCCCCUCUGCCAGCGACCUCGCCAGCUGCUUCCCCUCCCGACAUCAUGAAACCGUCUAUGAAGCCUGUCGUCUAGCUGCUCUCAUCUACGCCGUCGGUGUCACCUUCCCUCUCCCAUCCCAGUGCACGCCUCUUCCUCGUCUUGCAAAGCUCGUCCACGAGGCUCUGCAGACCCCCGACGCGCCCUUCAUCUGGGCGCAUUCCCAAGCCCGAGUCGCCCUCCUCUGGAUCCUGACGCUCGGUGGCAUCGCGGCUGAGAACCUCCCAGAACGGGAGUGGUUCGUACACACCCUGCGGCAAGCUGCUUCGAAUCAUGGGAUAUGUCGCUGGCCUGAUUUGAAGGCUGUGCUUGAGUUCAUGCUCUGGUAUGACGCUGCCUGCGAUCAACCGGGGCAAAUCCUGUGGCGUGAAGUCGAGAGGACGUUUGUGAGUCCUUGA
Messenger RNA from Aspergillus thermomutatus, 1842 nucleotides. RefSeq lists its product as uncharacterized. The transcript has 3 exons. NCBI's taxonomy places the organism in Eukaryota, Fungi, Ascomycota, Eurotiomycetes, Eurotiales, Aspergillaceae. The coding region runs from base 1 to 1842 and encodes 613 amino acids. The record is from RefSeq and is a predicted model, not a curated record.